Messenger RNA from Monomorium pharaonis (pharaoh ant), 4181 nucleotides. RefSeq names its product sodium-dependent neutral amino acid transporter B(0)AT3. Gene Ontology annotation, biological process: sodium ion transmembrane transport. The transcript is spliced from 14 exons. The coding region runs from base 449 to 2623 and encodes 724 amino acids. Gene Ontology annotation, cellular component: membrane. The record is from RefSeq and is a predicted model, not a curated record. NCBI's taxonomy places the organism in Eukaryota, Metazoa, Arthropoda, Insecta, Hymenoptera, Formicidae.
UCUCUCGCUUCGCGCCGAAUAUCCCGCGAAUGACGUUCAGAACGACUUCGCGGAGAUGUUCCUUCCUCGCAUACGUGCGUUCGGAUACAGUCGUUUCUCGGCACUUCCGCGAGAGAAGGAAUCCAGGUUUUCUGUGUCAAUCGUUAUGUACAGUGAAGUGAAAGACUUUCAUACACGUUUUUGCAUACGUAUUGCUGUAUAUAUAUGUUUAUUUUAUUAAAAGUGCAUCCUUUUUCUCUCUGUCCCCUUCACGGAUAUGCGUAGAAAUUUUAAUAAAUGUGCGUCAGUGUACGCGCGCGCUAGAAUGUGCACUUACGUCAAAGCAAAAAUCAAUUUCCACUUUCAGGUUUUUAAUCGAUUUUUUAAUGGAAGGGAUACGUAUGAUGAAGCCCCUAGGCCUUUAAUCAAAAUUGAAUUUAAAAAAGACUAAAACGAAAAGGGAGAAGAUAUGGCGAACACGGCUCAUCUCGUUCGCCGACAAAGUUCCCGCGACCUAAAGCCUCAGAAAAGCAUCGAUAAGCUUGAGAUGAAAGAGAUGCGUGGUAGAUUAGUGGUGGAUAAUCGUAAGAACGUCGCCACUGCCAAUUACGGGGCCACCAAUGCGGCCUUCGAAGACACCAGUCCUAACAAGAGCAAAAUAGGAAAUGGCCCCGGUAAUAACGACGGUAAGGCGACUUUUCGGCCGGAAGCGGGUGAAGAUGAGCGUGAAAAUUGGGAUAGCAAGCUCACAUUUCUCUUAGCAACCGUAGGAUACGCGGUGGGCCUUGGAAACGUAUGGCGGUUCCCUUAUCUGGCUCAGAAGAACGGUGGAGGCGCUUUUCUAAUCCCUUACUUCGUGAUGCUGGCCAUCGAGGGUAUUCCUAUAUUUUAUUUGGAAUUGGCAAUCGGCCAGAGACUGAGAAAAGGUGCUAUUGGAGUGUGGAAUCAGGUAUCCCCAUAUAUGGCCGGUAUAGGAGUUAGCAGCGCUGUAGUCUCAUUCAACGUGGCCCUUUACUAUAAUACAAUUAUCGCUUGGUGCCUAUUUUAUUUCGUUCAGAGUUUCCAAUCGCAACUACCUUGGGCGGAGUGUCCCAAUAGAUACUUUCAAAAUGGAUCUUACUCACCUGAACCCGAAUGUUUGGCCAGCAGCCCCACGCAGUACUUCUGGUAUCGAACUACCUUAAUGAUAUCCAAGGAUAUUAAUACGCCAGAAGUGUUUAAUUGGAAGAUCGCUCUGGCGCUGAUUAUCGCUUGGAUCCUCGUCUACAUGUGUAUGAUUAAGGGUAUUGCAUCUUCGGGCAAGGUCGUGUACGUGACCGCCACAUUUCCAUACAUCGUUCUGAUCAUUUUCUUUUUCCGAGGGGUAACACUGAAGGGUAUGUCGGAUGGUUUGCGACAUCUCUUCACGCCAAAGUGGUGGACGUUAACCGAUCCUGUAGUCUGGUUGGAGGCUGGAACGCAAAUCUUCUUUUCCUUAGGUCUAGCUUUCGGUGGUCUAAUAGCGUUCUCCUCCUACAAUCCGGUGAAUAAUAAUUGUUACCGCGACGCCAUCAUGGUCAGUCUGACGAAUUGCUUUACGUCUAUGUUCGCGGGAAUCGUCGUUUUCUCAAUUAUAGGGUUCAAGGCUACCAUGGUUUAUGAACAAUGCUUAUCGGAAAAGAAUAGCACGUUGAUAAACAUAUUCGGCCAUGUUGAUAAAAUACCCAAAGAUCUUCCGAUUGCUGGCACGAUAUUGAACAUUACAAAUGGCAACGGUUCGCUAGAGAAUUUGAUAAUGCCGGAACUUCCCGAAUGCGAUUUGGAAAAGGAGUUGGAUAACUCGGCGUCGGGUACAGGAUUGGCAUUUAUCAUCUUCACCGAAGCGAUUAAUCAAUUUCCUGGUGCUCAAUUCUGGUCGAUAUUGUUCUUCCUAAUGCUGUUCACGCUGGGAAUUGAUUCCCAAUUCGGUACUUUGGAGGGUGUCGUCACCAGCAUUGUCGAUAUGAAGCUCUUCCCAAAUUUGAGAAAGGAGAUUUUGACGGGUGUGAUUUGUUUGGUGUGCUGCAUGAUCUCUAUGGCCUUUGCUCACGGAGCUGGGAGUUACGUCUUCGUGCUGUUCGACAAUUUUAGCGGAAACUUUCCAUUGCUCAUAAUCGCGUUUUUCGAAUGUAUAGGAGUAUCCUACGUUUACGGUUUGAAGAGAUUCGCUGACGAUAUCGAACUGAUGACUGGCAAUCGACCUGGUCUUUACUGGUUGAUAUGUUGGAAAUAUCUCAGUCCGUUGGCGAUGUUGAGUAUUCUGGUCGCAUCUUUUGUCGAGAUAGUUUUCGAAGGAAGCGGUUAUCCGGCCUGGGUGGCGAGUAAGGGCAUUACGGAAAGACAUGAAUGGCCCGUUUGGGCUCUAUUUCUCAUUGCCAUUCUCAUUCUUACGUCCGUUCUUUGGAUACCCGCAGUCGCUAUUUGCAGAUACUUUGGAAUUCUCAUAAUUGACGACAACGAAAAGGCCUGGUUCCCCGCGGCGGACUUGAAAGAAUUCCACGGAAUUAUGCCACACGAAGUGACAGUGGCUGAGACAUUGCUGUUUUGCAUCAGGAGUGAUGGUUCCGAAGGCUUGUGCUGUCCUACGGGCGGUCCUAGCGACGAUGAGGAUGAGGAUCUCACCUAGGAUCAAUCUCGAUCGCGACGCGCGUUUUCGUGGAUGAUUUUGCCUCGAGAAAUGCUCUAUUUUAUCCUGUGACAAUCAUUUUCGACCGCUGCUGUUGCUGUUUCGUCGAAAAUGACUGUAAUCCAAUUUGGUGAAUCUCAUCGAUUUGUAGUCAGCGCAUCCGCGUGGUAGGAUCUUGUCUAUUGUGUCAAUUAACGUAAGCUUCGGCGAUAGGAGCCGUUUCUUCAUAAUGCAAAGACGGAGAUAUAUUCGUAAAAAAUAUUAAUUUUAUUUUUCCUUUUCUUCAUUCAACUUUAACACUGAUUAUUAUAAAUUCAAACUUUUUUCAAUUAUUUUGGAAUUUUUUUAUUAAAGAAUAGGGAUUUCAGUAUCUGAUAUACUGAUAAAAUAUUCUCGAUAAGAAAGUGGUUUAUUCCAAAACAUUUUUGAAUGUAUCUCCGCCUGAAAGAAUGUAACUCGUUUGCAGUUUUGAGUUUCUUAAGUGAUAUUAAAUAUACAAAAUGGCUUUCGAAGCUUCGCGGAUACUAAAGAAUGCUAGACGACAACCAUCAGCGCAUAUACUGUUUUCGAACAUAUAACACAAUCGCGCGUCGCGUGGUCGGAAAUGAGAGGUAAUUUUUCGCGAAGAAAAUUGCCCAUUAUACAAGUUAACGAUGAAACAUUUACUCUUUAGCAAUUGCGAUUAACGUCAGAUUUAUUAAGAUUAGCGGUAGGAGCCGUCCAAUGGACUUGGGUGGGUAUACCCGAAACAUUGUUUUAGAUAGAUAGCCUUGGAUCAGAACAUUUGGAUCCUUAGAUCUAUGGAUAUUUGAAGAUUCGAGAUUUUGAAAAUCAAUGGAUCUAAAGACCUAAUUUCGAAAGUCCAAGAAUGCAAAUAAGUAAGUAAAUAAGAUGGGAAUAUUCAGGUAUUUCGAAGCAUAGAAUAAAUACAGAUAAGGAUCUAUAAGGAUCUAAAAAUUCAAGAAUACAUCAAGCUACAUAAAUAUCUAAAAAUCAGAAUGUAGAUCCUGCCAAAGAUCUAAGGAUCCAGGAAUCCACAAUUGUGUGGACUGAUAAUGUGACAAUAAUAAACUUAACAUAAAGAGGAUAAAAUUAAUGACAAUAAUUGGAUCAUGUUUGACAAUAAUAUUGACAGUGCGUAGCAUGUGAGCACUUGAGAAUGCCUGGAAAGCCGGAAGGCAAUUAUAAUUCAACCGAUAGAACUGGUUUCUUCGGGCUAAGAGAUAUUAUCAUCGUCCCGGCCAUAGAUUAAUCAACUAAUUAGUUUCACGUAGGUCAAUUAUUAUUCUGAUUUUCAUAUCCUGUUGCACAUGUUCAAAUUCGACCUGAUAUGAAAUAUAUUUAAAAAAUAUAUAUAUAUGCAUCAUCGUAUUUGUUUAAAAGAGUUAAAAUCUAGGUCGAAAUUGAACAUUAAAGGUGUUUCCGAAUAUUCCACGGAAUCUUCCUGCUCGCAUUUCUUCGCGACAAUACACAAAUGGCCUCAUAUCUUCCAGUGAUAUUUUAAGUAUAACUCUUUGCACCUUGAAUAUCUUUUUUCAAUCGUGUUAAAGAAAAAAAA